Messenger RNA from Amoebophrya sp. A25, 2234 nucleotides. Lineage: Eukaryota; Dinophyceae; Syndiniales; Amoebophryaceae. The record is from the annotation of a GenBank genome assembly.
AGGUUAUUCGGACAGCUUCUUGCAUGAUUGCAUUUUCCCAAUACCCACAUCUGAAUUCAAAAAUUCAUUUAAGAGGACUCUGAUAGGGAGACCCAAUUUUUAAGGAGUGAGUUUCCUUCUUGCAAUUCCUGCAGUAAAGCAUCCUCGUUGACACAAUAGCACAACAGAUUUGGGUACUUAACGUUACUGAUUAGCAAAGCCUAUAUAUCUGUAACUAUCGCUGUGUUUCCAAAUUGGGUAUAAAUUUUGUGAGGUGGUGAAUCGUGUGAAAAAAUAUAUCAUCUCCUCGUCGUUGUCUUAUAGCCUGCUAUCAACGUGGAAAUUCGCUGGUCUACCCCACAUCGACGCUUGGUUUCUGCAAUAGCGUGCACUGUGCCUGAAGUACGUUUUUGGGGGUUUUCAGCAACUUGUACGUCGAACGAAGUGGAACCUCUUCUCGCUGGAGAUUCAGUUUGGGGACAGAAGACGUGGCAGCACUUGUUUCUACUUGCGGGCUAGUAGUGCAGCACAUCAGAAAGUUUCCUUUAGUUUCGCGGCACAUCAACGUCAAGCUCAUCUUGCGCGGGUGCUAUAUUUGCGGCACAUCAAGAACUUCUUCCUCGAGUCUGGUUUUUAGUAGUGCGGCACAAUUCCUGCUAUUGCGGUGUUCGUUUUAUCUCACAUCAAGAACUAACACCUCGUACUCGUGAUUUAUCUGAGCGGCACAGUAAGAACUCACUCCUUCUGCUGCAUCCAGAUCUGGGCGCGCUAGUGUUACGGCAGAUUAAGAAUCUGCUUCUUGAGCUUGAGCUGCAGUUGUGUAGCAGAUCAACAGCUAGUAGUUGUACGGUUGAAGAUGAGCAAGAACUACGCUAUGGAUUUUGCUCGGCUAGAAGAUUCGCACCGCAGGAUUGUCGAAGUGGAGAACUCUCUUCGGGAGAUCUCUACUUCGAUGUCCGACCUUGAGUAUCAAGCGGCUGCUGCAGAACUGCAGGACCCAUCCGCCCCUCCUCUUGGGGGGGUCGCGUGGGCCUUGGAGGAGGAGGCGGUCCUGUUGCGCCACCAACUGGCCGAGUUGGUGGAACAACGAGACCGUCUUCUCUGUGUUCUGGAGCAAGCAAGGCAGGUAUUAUUUUUGAUAGAGAUCUGAAAUGCGUUGCUCAUGACAAAAAUUGGCAUGAAGAUCAUAGCGCCCAGCUCUGAAAUAUGACCAUGAGGAUCAAGGAAGGCGCCACGCGUGCCGAAAACAAGAUCAGAAGCGCAACCUUGACGGAAACAGAUCACACAAAAGAGAGGAAGAGAAGAUCACUUAAGACAGACCUCGCCCGAUACUUAGCGCGCCUUCUCCACUAAACAACAACCCGACAGAGACACGCUUGAGCUUUUACAAUAACGAACGCAAAUCGAAAACACUAGAAAACAGACUGCAUGAAUUUCAAACACUUACAAAGCUAAAGAGAAAACUACACUUAAAAAAUUGAAGAAAGUUGAAAAGAGUAGAAGGAUAAAAAGAGAAAAGGCGCCCUCGGACUUAUCUCAAGAUGGGAAAGGCUCAGAUUAUGCGUGACUUGAAGGACCGCGCGAAGGUCCUUGGGCGGGAGUUGAAAUCCGUGCAGAAGAAGAUUGCCGCGAUCGUGCAGAAGAUCAAAACCCACAUUAUGAGCCAGGCCACCUUCCAGGCGCGUAGGAUCUCACCUUCGAGAAAGGUGAGACUCUGGCGGGCGUGGAGGGUGGCCGCCUCUAAGAAUAAGACGAGCCGGAACGAUUUUUUGAAGCUUCACUGCCUGAAAAAUUCGCAGCGCCUCAUCGUGAAGCAGAUGAACCAGUGCGGGAAGAACUACCGCCAGGCAGCCCUACAAGAGGCCAACUCCUUGAAGAAGGACCGCGCUUCGACCUCUCGGGAUCCACUCGCCUUUACAGAUGCGGAGAUGGCCUCGCUCGACGAGUUCAUGUCCUUAGAUGACGUGGAUGAACUGGAUGUGAGUACUUCCGUCGGGGGCGACUUGUGCGACGUGUUUGGGCUGGGUGUGGAUGCCCCAUCUGGCGGAAGUGCGUCGUCGAGUGGAAGCGCUGCUGCUGGUGGUGCUUCUGCUGGUGUCGCGCCUCUUCCAGGUGGCGAGGUGAACGGCGAGGAAUGUGGAGUGGAUGUCUCUGGCGCCCCGCCUAUCGAGCUGGACGCAGGUGAAGGAGGAGCGGGAAGCGUAUCCGACGGCGCUCCAGUGGGCCAGGAAGAUAACCUGCUGGGGGAGGAGUAG